AUGUCUGAAACAACUUCUCAAAACCCCAGCCUCAGUCGCUCUUUGGAGGUAACCUUUGCCAUUCUGCUUUGCCUCGCUGCGUUACUUGGUAAUGUGCUGGUUAUUUAUGUUAUUACAAAAUACUCCGAGAUGCAAACCAUCACCAACAUUUUCAUUCACAAUCUUGCACUGGCUGAUAUCUUCAUGGCAACCCUUAUUAUGCCGCUCUGGACAGCAAACUUGUACACGGGAACAUGGAAUUUUAGCCAGGAAUGGUGUGAUGUCACUGCAACAAUACAAUUUAUUAUGGGUGCAGCCUCCAUGUUAAAUAUGGGCUUGAUUGCCCUGAACAGAUACAUAAAAGUCGUCAAGCGAGCCUUGUAUAUCAAGUUCUUCCCUAGCAAAAGAGUUGCUUGGUUUUACUGUGGUCUUGUCUGGGUAUUUUCUGCCAUUAUCGCCACACCUCCGUUGUAUGGAUGGGGAAAAUUGAAGUUCGACUCAGAUUCCUUUCUCUGCAACUUCAACUGGAAGGAGGGACAUUUUUCUUACGUCCUAGUAGUCAUGGGAGGUUCCUUUAACGUGUUAACAUCUGUGAUUUUCUUCUGCUAUUGGAAAAUUUACAGAAAAGUGAAAGAAAGCACAGGUAAUGUCAACGCUAAUGCCACACAAAAUGGCGUCGGUGCUCCUACGCUUCGUCAUACCGACAUUAAGGUCCUGAAGAGUUGCUUCACAGUGGUGUGUUUCUUUUCACUUACGUGGGCUCCUCCAUGCGCAGCCGCUUUUUUAACCACUGGUGGAGAUUACUUGCCUACCGAAGUACAUAAGGCAGCUCCGUAUUUUAUUUUCUCCGGUAGUCUGGUAAAUCCAAUCAUCUAUGGGAUUAUGAAUCCACUGUUUAAAGAUGCCUUCAAAAAGGUAUUCAAAUGUGGUUCAUAUGGCAACGAUAAUUCAGAUCAGAGGCAUGCAAGAGUUGUAGCGAUUAUUGUACAUCCUAGGAGCAAUGAAACUCGUUGA
Molecule: messenger RNA, 993 nt
Organism: Stylophora pistillata
Lineage: Eukaryota; Metazoa; Cnidaria; Anthozoa; Scleractinia; Pocilloporidae
Product: visual pigment-like receptor peropsin
Source: RefSeq, a predicted model, not a curated record